AGGUAAGACUCCAGCAGGGCAGCAACGACACCAGUCUAUUCAAUGUAAUUAACACUGCAAUGUCAACAUCACCUUGUAUGUACUGUGCCGUUUUCGGGAAAUCACAGGGGUACAGUUUUAACCAAGGAUCCGUUCACUCCUACAUGAAAACUGUUGUACUGGUAUACGUUGCAAACAUGAUUCAUAGUAGUUUCCCUAUACGGUUCGCUUGCACUUUCACUCAGUCUUUCUCGGCCCUAAAAAACUACAUAAUAAGGAUGCCAGAUUUGAAAACGGGUCUACUCUCCUGGUCGUCCAUGGAACACUUCUCAUUGCCUCAUGUCAACAAAAACCGUAAAAUUGGCAUAACAAUAAGUCGAUUUUAACAACAAUAGGCAACCCAGUAAGCUUGUCAGCUCACUGCACCGCGUGUGAUUAUGACUGUCAAAUACUAAGUGUGUAUCACAGUUGGAUGGUCGAACGAAUACUUCUUAACAAUAAUGGACUUGGUUCCAAAUUCAGCCACAGACACCAGUCAAUCAACUUAUCAUAUUUACAUUUUUGGGUUAUAAGUGCAAGGCAGAUAUGGUUAUACUAAAAAGGUCAGUGUUGCUCUCUCGCACACCAGUGCAUUAGAUCCAAUGCGCUGUGUGUAACAAAGGGGGCGUUGGGCGUAGAGAAAAGUUUUUGUGUACUGCGCCAUGAUUAACUUAACUUGUAAGCUGGUCUUUGAAGCAUAGGCUACCAGGUCUUUGUACCUCCGUAGUUCAACGUACCUUACUCCAUUAAACCUUGUGGCACUAAAGGGCUGUCGUAACGCAACUGAUGUUUGCUGUUAGCGACCAGACCUGAUUCUUGUGCCGUUUUGCUGUUUCGAACGUCUUUCUACCCCCAACUCCUCAAAAAUCUAUCACCUGGGGAAGUAUUCCAACCGUAAAUGGAAACAUGGAACAUGAAUUCCUGUUGUAUGAUGGAAUCAGUGACGACGCUCUGAAAGGGGGAAAUUCCACUGAGUUCGAAUUCAGCGACUACGGACAAAGGGUUGUGGUCGCCACACUCUACCUGAUUGCGGCUGUCCUCGGUAUCAUCGGCAACUCACUGGUGAUCUGGGCCGUGAUUUUGUCCAGGAAGCUCCGAACAACCACCAACGCCUUCGUGGUGAACCUGAGCGUAGCGGACCUGCUGACGUCGCUGGUGAUCCCCUGGGAUGCGGUGGCGUUGUUAGGAAAGAACGGCCCCCCGGUCAGCGAGUGGUUGUGCAGCGUGGUGUCUGCCAUUCAGACCAUCACAACAGGCUGCAGCAUCUACACUCUGGCCUUCAUUGGUGUACAACGCCUGUUAUUGAUCACUCGACCUGCCACCAACUACCAGGCCAUCUAUACGCCGCGUUACAAGUUCGUUGUCUGGUUAGUAGUUGCUUGGUCCAUUCCGGUGCUUGUAACCUUAAUCCCGCCACUCCUAGGAGUGGGCGGUUUAGGCUAUAACCCUAAAUAUCACCACUGUGGGUUCAAAUCCUCCCACCCUCUGUCUAGCUACUACAACAGCAUCAUAGCCGGGGCCCUGUACCCUGUGCCACUUGCCAUCAUCAUUCUCUGCUAUACGCUCAUCUGGUGUUACCUUAACCGCCACACAAAGAGGAUGGUAAAUCCUCCGGAAAAAUCCGGCGAUUCUUCGAUAACGUCGUCCGCCGUCUCCCUGGAGCUCAAAUCGGUGACAUCUAAGACGAAGAGCCAAAGCGAUUUGCGUCGCGCCGGCACCGUCAGCCACCCUCAGAUGAACCGACGCCAGAAUGAGAUCACCAAGAACAUGUUCUAUGUGGUAUGUGCCUUCGUUCUCUGCCUGACGCCCUUUGCCAUAUGCCUCUUCUACGAGUACAGUGACCCAGCUCUGCCAUACGCUUCGGUCACGUUGGUCUUCAACGCCUGUGUAAACCCUCUCAUAUACGCGACCAAGCACCGUGACUUCAAGGCAGUCUUUGCCUGCAUCUUGCGUCGUCGGUGGAGCAGCAUCCCGGAACCGUCAGAUUUCCUGAAGGCCACGAGACGGAGUAGAUGUUGCAGACAUUGAUCCCAACGCAUGAGGGUAACAUUAAUGACAUUGUAGCAUCCUUAAUUGCGUCGAAAAAAGAGAGGUCAAGUACAAGGACAGACACUUGAGAAACCACUAGAUAAAAAUAUUCCAUGUAUUGCAGUAAGGAGGCUAAUGCCUGUGCCCCUGAACAGUGGAAAUGGUUUGAAAAUGAAAAAACAAACAAACAAACAAAAACACCAAAAAAAAACAAAACCAAAAUGGUUGCCGUUUCCUAAUUGGCCGGGGGGGGGUGUUUGUUGUCUCCUACACACACACACACGACCUACACAGGGCACAGUCCACAUCAUAGUAGCGUCACAGUGUACACAUGGGAUUAGCCCGCAUGAGCCGAAUUGAACAAUUUCUUUUGUUUUCGGCUGGUAUUGCCAGAAGAAGGUCAAAGAUUAUGUGAGCAAAACGCUUUUUAAAGUGAUAAAAUAUGAACACACGGGUACCCUUUCUUCUGGGUGGGAUCCGUUGAGUGGCCCACCAGUGAGCAGCUCACUAUCAAGUUAAUGCAUUGCUGCAAUAAGUUCAUAUCAUAUUAACAGUACAAUGUACUUUUGAAGUUGCUCUCACAUUCAGGUUCCUGUCAUUUGCUGCCAUUUUCUCACCUCAUUGCGCGCGCAUGCGUCCAAUGAUAGUCACGACUCAGACCUGAGCAUGAUUUUCACAGGCCUGUUCAGCAGAAAGAACUUAUCUUUACAUGCUGACCCAAAACCAGCUUGGAACCUGUUACGCGAGCAAAAUAAUGCAUGAGAUUUUGUUAAGCAAACAUUUUCUUUGCCAAGCAAAAAUCAAUGAAAUGACGUCCGUUCCCGAGCUUGUGCACCGAGUGUGAGUUAGAGACGCCUAUACCAAGGUUAUUGCUGCCUCAGUUACUAUUGUUGGAGCUCAAAAUUUUGGCAACUUCAUGGCCUAUUUUAGUCUUCUUUUCAAUAGCGUCAGCCAAACUCUAUGGGUCGUACAAUGGACUGUGCUGUUAAAAUGUCUGAACAGUGAGCCACUCCGGCAUUCCAACAGCACAGGCCCAAUUCAAAGCGCGUGGUAAGUGAAUCGAGUACAGCAUAGUACACGUCAGCCCAGUCAGGACGGCGCGGCCGCCUUAUGCCGACUCACUCGCCGAACAUGUUUGAGCUCCCUUGCUCUAUUUUCGACUGACUUUGGCCUUUUAAAAUACUGAGCCAGCUCAUGACAAAACGCUCAUUUAGGUUUGAAGCUGGAUUAGAUUAGUACACAAAAAUCAAUCACACGUUACGGGAACAAAACAGGAUUUAAAAAGAAUGAAAAUAUUUUGUGAUAACAGUCACGGAACAAGAAUAACACAAAAUAUUAACAAGGAAAAAAAAUUCCAGGAAAAAGAUUCACAAAGAAAACAGUCUGAAAAGUCAAGUGCAUUUUUUUCAAAAACAUUCCAAAGUAGCCUGUAUAUUUAAAUGAGUUUUCUUUACAAGAGGACAGUUUUUAUUGCAAAUAGAAUGAACGCGUUAUUGCAAAAGUGGAAUGAUUGAGACACAUAAUUGCUCUCUGAAUAUGAAUUUCUGCAAAAACGUGUUAAUGCAUGGUUACUGUUGAAUAAAGUUAUGAAAUGUCAUAAUGGACUGGCAUGCACGGGAUGAAGAGUUGCACUGCCUGUAGUUGUACAAGGUUAAUCGGCACGUAGCUACAAUAGAUUGAAUAAGAAAAAAACAAACAAACAAACAACCACCCCAACACCCCAACAAACAAACGCAACAACAUUUAUUUUGAAAUUUGUGGGGACUGUAUUAGUUUUGCACCAAAAUGACUAGCUACAGAUCCCCUCCUUUCCAGGAUAUAUUAUUUUCACAGGAGAGAGGGAGAACUGAUAGAAUUCAUGCUGGCAUUUCUAACUGAACCUUGGUCUAAAGCCCACUUUGUCU
Messenger RNA from Acanthaster planci (crown-of-thorns starfish), 3950 nucleotides. RefSeq names its product melatonin receptor type 1B-A-like. Gene Ontology annotation, molecular function: G protein-coupled receptor activity. Gene Ontology annotation, cellular component: membrane. Gene Ontology annotation, biological process: G protein-coupled receptor signaling pathway. The record is from RefSeq and is a predicted model, not a curated record. Lineage: Eukaryota; Metazoa; Echinodermata; Asteroidea; Valvatida; Acanthasteridae.